UUGCAUUAAAAAGGGUAAGAACUGGAAUGUGCAGUGGCGUGUGAUCAUUUUUUAAAAGCACUCCAGGCAUAUUGAAUAAAUAAAAAUGUUAAUCACUGCUGGAAAUUCCGAUUCUGAAGACGAUUUAACCUACAUGGGUCAGCAUAGCGUAGCCAUCGACCAUGGUCUCUACACUAGUGCUCUGCCUCCUGAUAGCAGCCCCCAAUACGGCGCUAUAAGUCACGACGGAAAAGAUCUCACUUCGCACAUCCUACGCUUGGAAUCCAUUGAAUCUGAAAGUUCAAGAACGUCAGUGUCGUCAAUGGAUGACCACGAUUAUGACGUCAGAGGAACGAAAAGUGUUUUUACCAGCACACAAGUAAUGGGAUGUGUCAAUCCUGGUAAAAAAGUUAGUAAAGCACGCUGGACCCAACAAGAAGACGAAAAAUUGAGAGUAUUAGUUGAAAAAUACGGAAUGGAAGAUUUUCAAAGAAUUUCCACAUUUUAUAAUGAUCGCUCGGAUGUUCAAUGUCUUCAAAGAUGGCAAAAAGUUCUUAGUCCUGAGCUUGUAAAAGGACCAUGGACAAAAGAAGAAGACGAACGUGUUAUUGAACUUGUGAAAAAAUACGGACCCAAAAAGUGGUCGCUUAUAUCGAAGCACUUGAAGGGUAGAAUUGGAAAGCAAUGUAGAGAAAGAUGGCAUAAUCAUUUGAAUCCCGAUAUAAAAAAGACAGCGUGGACUGAAGACGAAGACCGAGUUAUAUUCGAAGCUCACAAACGACUUGGCAAUAGAUGGGCGGAAAUAGCUAAAUUGCUUCAUGGAAGAACUGACAACGCCAUAAAGAAUCACUGGAACUCGACAAUGAAACGAAAAGUUGAAAAUGAAGGAUAUUUGUCCGAUCCAUGCCCUCCAUACUUACUAGAAAAAUUAGGAUUUCUAGCCAAUCAUCCACCAUUACCAAGAUGGGAGAAUCACCAUAAACAACAGCAGUUUAUGACGGGCUCCUUACUGACCUCCGUCGGUUCAAUUCGCGUAUGCCCAAACAAUACCUUCAACAUACAAACUUCAAAUGAUGGCUAUUUCACAACUAAAGGAAGCGACUACCCACAGCAGGCUACGGAAGAAUAUAAACUGAUUGAUUUGAGCCACGCUACGUCGCUCUCGCCUUUCAAAGACAUGAACAUCAUCCAUAUAUCGGAACAAGAUCGCAUCAAGCUGACUCAAAUGAAUCAUACGAAUACUACAAGUAAACCAGUCACCCCGAUCAAAUUUACGCAAAUGCAACGCACAGGAAGAACAGAUAUUCGAUUCAAUGGACAAUCAUUAGCAGGACUCUCAAAAAGCACUAACUCCCAUGGCCUUAUUCCUAUCACAUCACCAGUAGCUACUAAAUAUCUUUCGACACCGGCCAUUCUAAAAAGAAAAAGAGCCAAACUUAACGGUGAUUCCCAACAAUCUCAAUCAUGUGAAGAUUACCAAUCCAGUACUUAUGGUAACAUGUCCCAAAAUGAAAUUUCGUCUUCUGACAGUGGACCUACGUGCACUCAGAUUAUCAACAGUUCUAGUGGUUCUCCUCCACCGCUGAUACCCUUAAACACAAUCAACAGUCCGGAUUUGUCACAGCACCAGGAAAAUAAUAGCAACAGCAGAAAGGAACUGAACUUCAACGAACAAUUGGAAUUGCCGGACGAUUUAUUAGAUUACGCCACUGAUGAAGACUUUAUCGAAUUAACACCAACACCAAGAUCAAAUCAUCAUGACCACAGCGACCUAAUGUCUCAAAUUCCCGAUCUUAUCAACAUGGACGACCAAUCCAACAACGAUGAUUACUAUUUUCACAAUCAAGCUGAUAAUUAUGGCAACACCGCAUCCCCAUCUGGUAGUCUUCUGGAACGCACUCUCUCAACUGAAGAUGCCCGCACUUUUGCUUAUCCGAGCAUGACAGACCACGCCCACUCACCAGGGUAUAAUCUCCCCUCUCUUUCUCUCGUAAAACGAGAGCAAGAAUCCUACUACCCUUGUUCGUCAUCUCAGCCCUCUUUCGGCCAAUCAUACUCAUCUACGUAUUCUGAAACCCGCUUCCCAUCGUCGUCAGCUCACGAAGUCGCUCGAAGUGCUCCAUCGUCACAAGCUUUUGUCCACCCGGCAUUCACACAAGCGAACCAUCCCGCAUCAAUGGGUCAAACACCUAUGAGAAACUCACUCGGAUAUCCGGUUUUACCACAAAUCAAGGCUCUCACCACACCCAUCAAACCUUUGCCGUUUUCGCCAUCUCAAUUUCUGAAUAGCUCUGAAAUGGAACCACCAAUGGCCCCUUCUCUAACUUCAACACCUAUGAAAGAAGAUCCAAUUCCAGCAGUUCCAUUCAGAAAAUAUUCUUAUGAUGCGGCCGGUUAUUUAAACAAGGAAAACUACAACAGUGGUAAUACGCCUUAUUUGAGAAAAUCCAUCGCCGAGUCGUCACCGCGAACACCGACUCCAUUCAAAAAUGCUAUGGCGGCUCAAGUGAAAAAACAUGGACCCAUAAAAAUGCCGGAUACUCCAAACUCAUUAGAAGACUUAUGUGAAGUUAUUGGUAGUCAGGACUGUAACGCGGAAGGCUCGCCAAGAAAGCGAUCGAGACCAAUUGACCACACUAAGACUGAACGGGUACGCAAGGUCCUAGUCCUCGAUGGUGAUUGGAUGAAAGGGCGGACCCCAAACAUAAAUUGUCAGGUCAGCGUCAAACAAGAAAUAGAAGAAAAUGUGCAUGAAAGUCUACCGCCCCCAACUCCAGCUUUGGGAUCUACGGAAUCCUUUCUUUCGCAACCUUACGUGAGCUCAGACACUUCGCCGUUUAAACUGGCAAGACAAGAGCAGAUGCGAUACUCCGAUUCUCCUGUAAGAGAGGAUGACACUCAGCCCGCAUUCCCGCGGAGACGACUCAUUUCUGAAGCAGACGACAGCCCGCACUAUUACGGCUACGAUGCUGAAGAUAUUAUGACGUCAUCAUUGCUCUCAUCCUGUUCGUCGACGACUUCGUUAAACGCAAUGAAACCUUCAGUUAUGGGACAAAGGCGAAGAGUCAGCGACGAAUCUCUGCAAUUGAACGCAAAAUGGGAGGUGAUCGCAUGUGGAAGAACUGACGAUCAACAGUCCAUGACAGAUGCAGCCAAAUCGUACAUGAGGCUCAUUCAACCAGCUUCGUCAUGAAAUUACUGAUGACGUCAUAGGCUUGCUUUCCAACGUCAUAGGUGACGUCACAGCUUCUGCUCCGUGUCAUUCCACGCCACAGCAUGAAUAGUGGUAGACCAUGAAGAACAAAGCAUAUGAGGAGCAAAACAGAAAUAUUUCGAGCAAGUUUGUCGGAAAAAAUAAAAGAAACUCAAUCAUUUCUUGAAAAAAAGAACAAAAUUUCAAUACUUUCUUGCCCGUUUGGUAUAAAAAUCAACAAAAAAUGAACAUUUUGCGAAAAAAUACACAUUUUCAAUCAUAUUUCGGACAAAAAAUCAUCUGUAAAAAUGUAGGUGUACAGAACCCCAUAUUUUUGACACAUAUCACGAACAAAAUGCACAAAAUUGAGUUGUUUGCUGCUACUAAUCAAAAUCAUUAAAACUUUGCAUCGAUCUAAGCCAGUCAGUCAACCGGUUUUAACCAGUUUCAUCCGGUUUUAUCUCCAUAAAACCAGUAUCUUACUUUCGCAUGAAAUUUUUUUAUAAUCAUUUGUCAAAACGUACUCUAUUAUUUUUUUUAUUCAUUGUAUUGUUGUAUAUUCUUUGUAUUUUAAUUAAGUAGCAAAAUUAGUUUUCAGUAUUCUACAAAUCAAAAAUUUAAUUUUUAAUCAAGUAUGGUCAUUGGUGGAUCACUCGUUUUCUCGAAUGAGCAAUCCAUACAUGGCCACUUGUUUAGAAACGACUUUUUGAUUUGUUGUCCCGUCUGGAAAGGUAUAUCGUACUGUGUAAGAAGGUAGAAAAUUGAUUAACUUUAGACUAUUUGUUCAUUUCAUUCAAUUAAUUUUUUAAUAUCACGUAGUUUUAGUUGUUAAAAUUUUUUAUAAAUGGAUUUCAUAAAAUCGUAGUCAUUUCCCACAAACAAUUUGCAUAUUCAUCUUCGUAUAAUGGUAUCACCACUCUCGAGUACUUUUCUCAUUCCACGCGACAAUAAAGGGUGUUCCCAUAUUCAGAGAUGAAUAUUUAACAUCAAGAAAUUUGUAAACAAAGUUCACAUAAACCUAAAUUAUUUUCGAUUCCUUGGAACUCGAUCAAUUUCUGCUUUGAUUUUCUCAGCAGCAAUAAAUGUGUUGAUUCAAUGCUGAUUCCCACUGUGAUUCCCGUUCUUAAUUCUGCAAACAUCGUUCCGAUUAUUAAUUUCAUUCCAGUUCCGAUAAUAUGUUUACACAAGAAAUAAGAAAUUAUUUCAUAAUCCGUCAAAUUCCAAUUUUGUUUUCAAAAUUUUCAUUUUUUGUUAUUUCAUUUCCGGUUUUCUUCAAUAAUAUUUCAUCUAGUUGAUUUCAUCCAUUGAUUUUAUAGUAAUAUAAUAUUAUAAAUUUAUAUAUGUAUGUGUAUUUUUAUCUUAUUGUACUUAAUGUUUUAUAUUGUAUUGUUUGAUUAUUGUACUCACUUGAUUUGAGAAAUUUUAAAUGCACAAACACUUCAAACAAAUGGGGGUAAUUUUGACCCUAAUCACAUUGUUAUUAUCUGCAGUGAUAUCUUUGUUUGCACCCACCGCAUUAGGCUUUAUUCUAAAUUAUUUGCACGUAUGGGAUCUAAUUGAAUGCUAUAGUAUAGUUUGAUUUAAAAAGCUGAGAUGCUGCAACAUUCCGAUUUGUGUUAUUCAACUGCGUGUGUUCCCUGUUGGAAACAAUCAUAACUUCAUAACCAAUUCCUUUUCAUCCCAGUGGGUGUGUUAGGGGCUUGGUUUAUCCACCUUUUUUCCAAUCAUUUUGAAGCUUUUCUUUGCCAACAUUUUUACGCUGCUAUCUCAUUUUCUAAUGCAUACAUUCCGAAUUGAAAACGAACAUUCCCGAUGUUAAAGGCCUUUUUUAUAACGUUACAUUCCGGCCCAAUUUUUUACGAAGCAAAAAAAAAAUCAUUGUUCAAAAGCAUGCUUGUGCUAAUCAUAAACUUCUUACUGACAUGCCUAAUGAAGUCACUUUAUGCAUCAUAUUGAAAAUGAGGUUAUAUAUUGCAAAAAAUAAUCAUGUUAUUUCAAAUAUGAGCAACGAUGCAUAACUAUGAAUACGAAUCAGGAAAAUUAGCAACGCGGUACAUAACGACCAGGCUAAUAGUUAAAAUUCAUUUUUUUUUAAUUUUUGGAUGUUCACCGUGAAAUGUUCCAUUUUUCUUUAUUAAAAUUUUGUGUAUCCUACAUUUUCAUGCUUUUUUCUCUGGUAGAAUACAAACAAUAAAAAAUAUUGUUACAAUAUUCACUGUGCACAUUAAAUAUGUUCGGUAAAUUUUACCGUCAUUUUAGGGGGAAUUGAAAAGUGAAGUCGCUAAACUGAUCACAUCAGUGACAGGCAGCUGUCAUGGUUGCUCGCACAUUGACAAGAGAAUGCAGUUAAUGCAGCGCGGUUUCUUUGUUACUCCCUAAUUCGACGGUUGCGCGAUGUCUUCGAUAUGUACAUCUUAGUCGCUUUCGUUAUUAUUACUUUACUCGCAGUAUCUGUAAGAUAAUGCAGCUUCAUUUUUGUGUUGUUCAGUUUAGUUGUAAGGUAGCAUGCUAAUUUAGACUAGCUUCGUAGCUUGCAUACAUGUUACGUACUUAACACAGCCAGAGCUUGAUUUGUAUUGCCAACAAGUCCUAAUAUUUUCAUCCGCAACUGCUAAUACUGUAUGCUCUUUUUUAUUCAGCCAUUAGGCUUUGAAAUGUUAGUAUUUAGUUACUGAAUUAGGACAAAGGAAAAAAUAUCAACGGCUUUAUAAUGACUGCAGACCCACACUACAGUGAAGGAGUGAUGCUGUUCCAGUGACUGUAUCUUGAAGAAUAAGGCUUUGAAUUAUACAG
Messenger RNA from Styela clava, 5965 nucleotides. RefSeq names its product myb-related protein A-like. Gene Ontology annotation, molecular function: DNA-binding transcription factor activity, RNA polymerase II-specific; RNA polymerase II cis-regulatory region sequence-specific DNA binding. Gene Ontology annotation, biological process: regulation of DNA-templated transcription. Gene Ontology annotation, cellular component: nucleus. Lineage: Eukaryota; Metazoa; Chordata; Ascidiacea; Stolidobranchia; Styelidae. The record is from RefSeq and is a predicted model, not a curated record.